CGAAACUAAUCAAGAUAAAAUAACCCACUUAACAAAUUUAGCAGAGAAGGUUGUUACUCCUUCGGCAUUCUAAACCCAGAGAGCCGGAUCCCUCUACUCCGAUCGUCGUUUUUCCACUUCCGUGGAAAAAUUCCUGACACUGUCACUCCCUCGCCAGAGAUUUGCGCAACUUCAAUCAUUUAUCUCGAUUCCUGCUUUGCAUUACUGACAAUCCUGCAGCUCCUGUCAAAAUUAGCAAAGCUGGAACGUGGUAGGAGUUACGAGAGAGCGAGAGAGCAUGCAAGCAAGCAAGGUUGGAAGAAGGAAUCCAUCCAGGGUUAUCGAGAAUCGAAGGCGCAGCGACGUGAAGGAGGACAAUCGGAGAUCACCCUGGUCGCAGAUGAUGAUGCAAGGGCUGCCUGAAGGGGAGCACUGGAUUGAAGCAGGAAAUUACAAUAAAAGUUUCGGUCAUAAGUCGGUGUAGGGGAUUUUGUGCCCACAGGCGCCAGUUGGGUAGAUGCACACUUUCGACAUCGUCGGCAAAUUAAGUGCAUUGACGAACGUGGAGGGUGACAGAGAGCCUCUUUUUCUGGUAGGAGUCUUUUAAUGUGUGUCCGCUACGAAUAGCAACCUCCUUCGCAUUUCGCUUAUCUGAAUGGACUGGAAAGUUCUCGCAGUCGCUUUUAAUGGUGUUUGCAUUCAUGGUAGUUGACCAAAUGAGAGUUUUUUGUUUCUUCGCCCAUCAAUGCGUGUCUUCGACAUGUUAAAAGGCGAUUGAGGAUGAUGAGGAUUUAUAUAUUUUGGGGUGGUUUUUUUUUUUUUCAGUUUCAUAAAGUGGGCAUUAAUUCAACACGGUUGGUCUGGGAAGGUCGUUUCUUUCCCAGACAUUCUUUAGUACAAAGUGCUCUCACAGUGUUCAAUCAGAAUGCAAACUGAAGAAGAGGUUUGUUGAACAAAGAGUUUAUUCCCGGGCUCGGGAGACACAGAUUCUCCUAGAAAGCUUUGCAAUCUGAAAGGUAACAUGGUGCCUUUACUAGAACUAGUAAUUGUCGAUAAUCAAAGAUUCCGCGAGAUUGAAGAUCCUGGAUGAGAGAAAGUUUUUCGCUGCAUCAGCAUCUGAUGCUCUCGCAGAUCCGGUGGAUAAUCAAAGCAAUUCCUAAUAUGGCUCCGAAGAAGUAAUGUGAGCGCGGGCUGAAACAAGCCAAGCAUAGAAUCCCUCACUCUGCGAUCUUCAAUACUAGUCCGCUGUUCACGACGGUACCCGGACUAAACGGUUAACAGCGUCGAUCGGGGACGGAUAAGCCCCCGUUCCCACCGAGAAUACAUGCUGGGAUCAUUUCGCUGGGAAUUCUCUUGCAGUUGAUCAUCACUCACAAACUUCUUGGCCUGUUCUGGGGGACCUCGGAAAUUGUGGACCAUUGUCAGAUGCGGAGGAUGUGUGGCAUGGAAUAGCAAGCUGUUGUUUCCUGAGGCAGCUUAGUUGGAGAUGCUUGGCAAUAGUCAUGUGGUGUGUUCGAGAGCUAUAAGCCGGGGGGUUAGGAAAUGAGCUCUGGACGUAGAGCAAUGGGAAGCUGGUGAUGACUGGUGUUUUAAGAGAACGUCGAGUUCGUGGAGGAUUUGCUGCGAAGUUGUGAAGGGUAACUGUGUAUUUGGAAACGUGGAGUUCUUGAGACCACGUCCUAGGUUUGAAAGUUCGAAGAUCGCAUGAGCGGAAUUGUGUCCAUUGAUCGCCUCCUUCGCUAGUUCGACUGCAUCCUGCAAGUUGCUAACAGUGGGCAACGAGGGGAAUACCAUGGCUGUGAAGAGCAUAAGUGAAAGUGGUAGAAGGCCCGUAUCCACAAAGAUCAGCUUCCUGAAGUUGGAACUACACCGAAAAAAUACUCUAAAUGUCGGCAUUAGGGUGUAGUUGGUAAUGGAGAAGGAAUAGCAGGGCUCAAUCCGCAUCAAUUGGUAUUAAUCAGUUCUUCGUCGCAGCGGCAAAUCUUAGCUUAUAGAUGCACCUCCUCAUUUUUCAUGUCGUAGAGUUGUGGCUGGAUCAAAUCUAAGAAAUAAUCAUGGAAGUUCCGUGCGGUCUGUUCUCGAGUAACUACAACAUGAAAAAAUUAUAUUACUUUGAGCUAGAAAUUGUGUACUUAGUAAUAGGUAGUGCAUUGGGAUAUGGUUUCGCUCAAUGGCGAGAUUCACUAACACCGAAAUGUGGAAGACAACUCAGGGAAGUUGAGAAAGCAGCGCCCAUGACAAGAAGUGAAGAGGGGGCAAAUAGCGCUCCUUGGAUCAAGAUGAUGCAGUUGACGCUCAAUCGUCGCCAGCAGGUGCCUGACAAGAAAAUCAGCUCGGUGAAUGAGACUCUCAACGAUGGACUGGUUACCUUUGCGAUGGAAAGGCAAGAUUCCGAUGAUCACAAAUCGCAGCAGAUUCUGAAGCCCCUACCGCGAAGAAGCUACAAGUUUCAGCCAGAACCAGACAGUUUAUCCUCUCCAAGAAGGUUGGAUGAGGCUAUUCGACGUGCAGAAUUUGAGCAGACCUUCAAAGAGGCGGCAAAUUGCGAGGACGAAACUUCGAAUAAAUCCAUGGGUAGUAACAGGAGACAUCAUCGUCGUGCAGCUUCCCUGGAUACGAGGCAGCGAGAUACCAUUGUUCUGGGACCGAUACUGACGACGUCGUUAUCCUUGAAGGAAAACCGAAAAGAUCCAAUCCCUGAAAAACUCACUGCCGAUGACUCCACUGGAAAAUUUGCAUACAUUUCCUUGGAUGGACGCCUUAUCAACGCAGAGCUGGCCACCAGUGUCACGAGCAUUGGCGGCAAGCUGGGAGACAAGGAGGCGCAAGCUUGGGAAGACUUUGCUCCAAUGCAGCGCGUUUUGAUUGUUGCAGUAUCUGCUGCUGCCGCUGCCGCGGCGAAACAAAGAAACAGGAAAGAAAUUGACACACUUCUCAGGACCGUCGAGAAUCGGGAGAAGGAGCUUGUCUUACUCAGGCAAGAAUUGAGCGAGCUUUGCAAACAGAGCAACACUCAUGUCAAUCAUCCCGAAACACUCCAACUACUCGAAAAUCUGGUUGGCCGGAGCAUCAGCCCUAAGACACCCGGUCAAGGUGGAUUUGCAGCCAUGCGGCGCAGCUUCGAGGGGGACAACAUUAAAGCGAAACUUGAUAUGAAUGAAGCUUGGAGCUGCACGAGGCCAGCGAUAAGUUGUCGCGUUGAUUCAGAACUUAGAGGUGACGAUAAUGGUUAUGAGCGCCGGCUGUCUCGAGAUAGUCCUGUAAAUAAGGACGUGGUUUUCGUGGAGAGAUCCCCUUGUAAGUCUGUAAGCGCUUUAAGCAGUUGUCCUGCUAGUGAUGAAGUGUGGACGAAGGAGGCCAAAUGGUAUGUAAACCCCAUGGUAGAAACCUCACAGGACUUCUACGACAUUUCCACUCCUGAACGUUCCAAUGCUAUGUACUCUAUCUGCAAUCCAGCAGUAGAAGGGACCUUCGAGUGGAGGGUUUUGACCUCAUCUUUCGCAAACAACCUUUCUUCUGAACGUCCAUCGGGCGUGGAAUCCCCUCUGCUUACUCCCCCACAGGCGACAAUUAGCAACAAUUCAGGUGUAUAUCGAUCGAGGUCGGACGUGAUGGGCAACGGGGCCACUCACAAGGAAGAUAAAGCGAUGCGAGCAUUGUGUGCAGCAGUGGUGCUUGAUCUUAGGAAACAAAUGCUGACAGUCCUAGACAAGGAGGCUUCAAAAGUAAUGGCUGCAUUGGAUACAAGUGUGGAGGAUGCGAAAACCCAAGUUGCCUCGAUGCAUUUAGCAGUUGCUAGUUGCUGGAAUGCUUCGGUCCCCAAAGCACUAGCAGCGCUCAGCCUCUCUCCUUCGGAAUUUGACAGUUAUCUUCUCAAUGAAGUGCAGGGAUCUACUACCUGGACUGACAUAUCAAAAAUCGAAGAAAGUAUACUUGCUUGGAGGCAAUACCUGGGAACAAAUUAUGGUGCAGGAAAGCCUUUAGGAGGUGGAGAAGAGAAGUGUUCGAAGUACCCGAACUGGAGUGAAAGAACCAAGUCUCUGUAUGGAGCUGAUGAAAGUUUAGCCCCUGUAAGGUAUCCACGUUACACUGGGCAGAGCGAAGACAGGAAUUUUGGACUUCGAAGCGGAGGUAUUGCGUGCCCAAGGAAUUCCACCGAGGACUUGGCAGAGCAGUUGUUAGGAGAGUUGGACAAGGCGGCAGCUAAAGUCACAGCUAUGGAAAACCAAAUGAAAAAGUUGGAACAAGACGCUGCUGGAUGUGAUGGCGCACAAAGCGGCAGGCUUUCAAAAUAUAUCGAGCGGGAUUUGGACAAUAAGGUCAAAGGUCUUGAGGACUUUGCCGAGUUGGUAAGGCAGAUCCAGUACAAAGAGAUGGAAGUCGCGGAUUUGAAGAAGAGUCAGCAGGCUCUGGUCGAGGCUAAAAACAAAGAAAUGGAGGAGAUGAAAGAGGAUUUCAAAAGGCGUGACGCUGAACUUAAUAAACUUCUCGCUGAAACCGAAACGACCAAAGCCGCCAGUGAACAUAGGUUAGCUACGCUAGAAGAGCUUUGCAGAGAAAAGGAUUCCACGUUAGCUUACCUAAAGCAGGACAUCCAAGCUCUGGAAUCGAAGGUUCAAAAGUCUAAGGUAUACCAGUAUCCAGGUGUGCCUCGAAGUCGACGGAAUUCUACAUCUUCUGCUCCUUCCACAAGUAGUGGUAAUGGGACCUCACAGAGACAAAGGUUCUCUCACAAGCACGCUCCUUAUCCUUCUGGACAUGACCCUAUCCAAGAACACAUAGGACGCUUCAGGAGGGAGGCCUCAAGCAACACAGGUCGCUUUAGAAACUUACACAUAAACGUACAAAGACACUAUGAUUUCACAGACGAUGGAAGGUCAGAGCACGGAUAUGAUCAAGAGACCUCUCUGGAUUACUCAUCUCCACCCGGAUCAACAAUCGGCGAUGACUGCUCAGUUAACUCACUCGCAUUUUCUGAGACUGAGGUCGAAAGCCGCUUAGGAAGUGAAUAUUGUAGUUCGGGUGACGAUUCAAGGUGCCGUAGUACUAAGGAUCGCCUUUCCGGAACGAAAGGCCCCUCUUACAACCGCACGCUCCAGAAACAGAAGUGGGUGUCAUCAGAUUUACGUAGAGCAGUGGCAUCUACCGCGAGUAGUGCCCGUGGCCUCGCUCGAUCAGAGAGCAAUAGGAUUUACACAUCUGCAACAUCAGGAUCGAGGACGGCUUCUGGAGAGAAACACCCGAGUAAACCUCUGAACAGAACCCCUUCUGCCGAGAUCAAAAAGACGAUCAGUUCACAGAUGCGCAGUCCAACAGUCCCUAACAGUCCUCGGAACAGCAGUCCAACAGUCCCCAACAGCCCUCGGACCAGGUUGGGAGUCGUGAGUGCAAGUCAUCGCAGAGCAUCUUCGUUAGACAUGAACUACAAAUCCAAUUUCUCUGCUAUUCUCGAAACGUCUGGUGGUUCAUCGGACAACAGGCCACUAGUUAGCCCAGAAGGGUCCUCAAUUAAGCGGAAGCGAUGGGUGUGAACAUGUGCGGCAUCGACCAUCACGAACCGGUAAUCUCGGAAGCGGAAAUGUGCGUUUGGACGUUUAUCUUCGCGAUCUCGUUUAAUUUAAAUGAGUUAACAUGACUGACAAGAAGUGUACAUAUUUCAGGCAGCUGCAAACAGGGUGCUGCAACUGCUCCUUGCUGUUAUUUGUUGCUCGGUACUUUUGCUGUGAGGCGAGUGUUGGUUCGAAAGUGUCAGAACAGCAUUGUAGAAACCAUUCUUUUAGAAAAGUGUUCUUUAAAGAAAGAAGAUUUUUAAAAGCCUUAUCCACUUUAGAUAAUGUGUACGCGUAUGUGUGCAAAUUCGCACUGAAUUUGCACUUACGGUUGUUGUAGCAAAAAGAGGUACAUGGAACAGAACUCAUCGUUUUUGUGCUUGGCUAUUUCAUUGUAAAAGCAGUAGUUGCAUUUCACUUCCCAAUAGUUUGUUGCACCAGUGUUAUAACAUGAGUAUUACAGCAGAACUGUAACGCAAUAAAGUCAUAUACUACCGAACAGGUUUUCCUCGGUAGCUAUUUUUCA
Physcomitrium patens is the source of this 6054-nucleotide messenger RNA. NCBI's taxonomy places the organism in Eukaryota, Viridiplantae, Streptophyta, Bryopsida, Funariales, Funariaceae. The record is from RefSeq and is a predicted model, not a curated record.